UUUAAGAUUAGCUUGGUGCUGACGUUGCUCUUCUCUAGCUUGUAAUUGUUCCUGACUAACAUAUUAUGGCAAUGCAAUUGAUAAAGAUUGAGUAUGUCAUUGAUCAUUGAUGUGACUAAUUACCGAGAUCUACAUCUAUUUAUAAAACAGUAAACAAUGAAUAUCUCUAUUUUCUUUUUCUUUUCACGCAAAAGAUGAAGUUAACAGAACACCUUCUUUCUCUCAACAAGGAUUCUUUUGAAAAAGCAACGCAGCAUGCAUUCCUCAAGCAAGUGGGUACACUUCAAGUUGCACCAGACCAUCUCAAGUCAUGGCUUAUCCAAGACAGAUAUUAUACAGGAGGCUACAUAAAAAUGAUGGGUCUCAUGAUCUCGCGUCUUCCAUUAUACGAAGAUCAACGUGAACUCGGUGAUAAUAACCCUUCUUACACCCCCGAAAAGGCACAAAACAUUAUCAAGACUUUAUCUUUUGCUCUAUCUAAUGUGUACCGAGAAAGUCAGUUCUUUACUGAUAUUUUGAGUAGAGAACCCUAUGUUGAAUGCCAACAAUCUCUGAGUCAAAAAGCAUGGACUGGUAAAUAUGUUGAUUAUGUUCGCAAGGUAGCACAAGAAAGCGGAUAUGAUUUAGGUGAAGCUUUGGUUGUGCUUUGGGCCAUGGAAAUCAUCUUUUUCCGUGCCUGGAAUUUUGCAAAAUCCACCAAUGCCAAAUUGGAAGCCAACAAGAAUGGUAAAGAUUCUAACGAUGUUCAUAUUCAAACAUGUCAUGAACUGAUGACAAACUGGACAAUGGAUGAAUUUGCAGAAUUUGUUGCUGAUUGUGAGACACUUGUUAAUCAACUCGAUACAAAUGAUCCACGCCGUCUUGCAAGCUUUGAGCGUGUCUAUCUUGACAUUUUAGCACUUGAGGUUGAAUUCUGGGACAUGGCAUACAGUUAAUGGUCCCCUUAUUCUGUACAAUAUUGUUUAUCAAAAAAAAAAGAAAGAUUAAAGAACAUAGUACAAAACAUCCUCCUUUUUUAAGAUAUAACACAUAUCUAGUUUGAGUUUGUUAUGCUGCUGCAGAUAAUAAUUCAAUAUGAUCAUCGCAAGUAA
Messenger RNA from Gilbertella persicaria, 1091 nucleotides. RefSeq lists its product as uncharacterized. The transcript has 2 exons. NCBI's taxonomy places the organism in Eukaryota, Fungi, Mucoromycota, Mucoromycetes, Mucorales, Choanephoraceae. Bases 195 to 935 code for a protein of 246 amino acids. The record is from RefSeq and is a predicted model, not a curated record.